UAUGGAAUCCCAGUGUGUUGAAGGCAAGGACUAUCUGCUAUGCUACAGCACAGGGCCCAUUAUUUGCAUUUCUAACAAAUUGUCAGAUGGUGCUCAGGCUGCUGAUCUGUGCACUAUACUCUGGGAACCUUUGCAGUAGAAUAACAGUGCCAUAUAUGUGCACUUCAAUGUCUUUCUGGGUUCUAGCUGCUUCUCACACCCUCUCUCCACACCUCUCUUUCUUUUGCAGGGAGAGAUGCUAAGGUCAGCUUAUUUCCUGCUGCUGCUGCUGCUGCUGUUCCCAGAAGGUCCACGGACAGGCCUUUCCCAUAACCUCUACAAAGACAAGCCCAUCUUCAGCUGCCUCAACACAGCGCUCUCUGCAAGCAAGAAGAGCCAGCUAGGAGAGGUGCCCCCGUUGAGCAAGAGGAGCUUCUUCUACCUGUCCAGCCAGGAUCCAUCCUCAGAAGAAGAGGAGGAGGAGGGAAAAGAAAAACAAGAUAAAGUGAAAAGGACUUUCCCUGGCUCUGGGGGCAGUGGAUCUGGAAAUAUCCGAUACAAAUACCUGUCCCAAGCACAGCUCAGGGGCAAAGUGUACCAAGACAAGGGCAAGGGCGACCGGCACAGCAAGCUCACUCUGUCCCUCGACGUUCCCACCAACAUCAUGAACAUCCUCUUCAACAUUGCCAAGGCCAAGAACCUGCAGGCCAAGGCAGCUGCCAAUGCCCACCUAAUGGCACAGAUUGGGCGGAAAAAGUAGAAACAAUGGCCAGGCAGGUAACAACACAUCAAGGACAGAGGUUAAGGGU
Messenger RNA from Ochotona princeps (American pika), 788 nucleotides. RefSeq names its product urocortin 3 (gene UCN3). Gene Ontology annotation, cellular component: extracellular region. The record is from RefSeq and is a predicted model, not a curated record. Gene Ontology annotation, molecular function: corticotropin-releasing hormone receptor 2 binding; hormone activity. The transcript has a single exon. Gene Ontology annotation, biological process: digestion; cellular response to nutrient levels; hormone-mediated signaling pathway. NCBI's taxonomy places the organism in Eukaryota, Metazoa, Chordata, Mammalia, Lagomorpha, Ochotonidae. Bases 236 to 739 code for a protein of 167 amino acids.